Meriones unguiculatus (Mongolian gerbil) is the source of this 1196-nucleotide messenger RNA. It is a transcript of the gene Cmtm7, whose product is annotated as CKLF like MARVEL transmembrane domain containing 7. The record is from RefSeq and is a predicted model, not a curated record. The coding region runs from base 159 to 662 and encodes 167 amino acids. NCBI's taxonomy places the organism in Eukaryota, Metazoa, Chordata, Mammalia, Rodentia, Muridae. The transcript has 5 exons. Gene Ontology annotation, cellular component: membrane.
UUGGCGGGGCUUCUGCUAGCAGGUCCUCUCCGGGUCCCGCCAGAGCUGGAACGAGGGACCCGUGCGCCCCGCCCCCGAGGCCCCGCCCCGUCCCGUCCCAGCCUUACUAGCCGGAGGUCCAGCGGCCCCGGAGGCGGCCGGCCGGGCUGGGCCGCGCGAUGUCGCAUGGAUCGGGGCUCAUCCGGACCACGUGCAGCAGCGGCGGGGCGCCGGGGCCGGGCCAGCCCUCCGAGGGACUUCUGGACCCGGUGUACCCGCGCACCUACGGCGCCCUGCUCAAAGUGGCGCAGAUGGUCACCCUGCUGAUUGCCUUAAUCUGUGUGCAAAGCACCUACUGGACCGACUAUGGCGCCUACAAGUUCUUUCAAGUCGUCACCAUCUGCGACCUGAUAAUGAUCCUCACUUUUUACCUGGCCCACCUCUUCCGAGUCUACCGCGUGCUCACCUGCAUCAGCUGGCCACUGUCGGAAUUCCUCCACUAUUUAAUCGGUACUCUGCUCCUUCUCAUCGCCUCCAUCGUGGCGGCCUCCAAGAGUUACAACAUAAGCGGCCUGGUAUCUGGAGCGGUCUUCGGGUUCCUGGCCAGCUUCCUCUGCCUGGCAAGCCUGUGGCUGUCCUACAAGAUCACCUGCAUAACCCAGGCCUCAGAUGCAUCUGCCUGACGAGGCUGGCCAUAGCCCCUGUUCCACCCCAAAGGACCUGCAGGAUGUAUGGUCAUCCCAGGAGGACCCCAGGCUUGGCUAUGGACUGCUCAGGUGACAAGCCCUGUGCCUUCGCUGGCUUGGCCAGGACGCUGGACUCCGGGGCAUCAAACAGCUACAGCCUCCCAUAGUCUGCGACAGAGAACACUCCUCCAUUCUGGGGCCUUAGCACCACCCGGUACCGAGGACUGCAUGGAGCACAGCAGAGAGCUCUGCAUCUGCCGCAUAGAUGUGCCUUUCUUCAGGAUCUGCCGCAUAGACAUGCCUUUCUUCACACCCUUCAGGACCGAGGCCACCUAGAGCACCCCAGAAACAGCAGACCCUAACCACCUGGCCUGUCAAUCUGGUCUUGAAGAGUCUGCUCUAGGUGAGGAACCAGCGGAAACACUACGUGGCCAUCCUGUUUCUCCUGCCCCCAUCUCUGCCUUUGUCACUGGGUGUGGGUGUGGGUAUGGGGGGUGUGCGUGGUUUUUAAUAAAACGUCCGCCAGUUGCA